This is a messenger RNA of Capsaspora owczarzaki ATCC 30864, 1077 nucleotides long. RefSeq lists its product as hypothetical. Gene Ontology annotation, molecular function: protein binding. The coding region runs from base 1 to 1077 and encodes 358 amino acids. The record is from RefSeq and is a predicted model, not a curated record. NCBI's taxonomy places the organism in Eukaryota, Filasterea, Ministeriida, Capsasporidae. The transcript has 13 exons.
AUGGCUCACACUGGCAGGUCGGCACUGUCUGCCUGGGCGCUGGUGCUGCUGCUGCUGCUGGCAGUUGUCUUUGCCAGCAACCAUGCUGCGGCCGACGACGAGGUCCCCGAUGCAUGCGACGCGUGCUCGUGUCAAGGCUCGCCGCUGGUCGUCAAGAGCUGCUGGACCAAUCUGACAAGCAUUCCGGCCAACAUCCCGCUCACUGCGACCAUUCUGUACUUUCAAAAGACGUCCAUUACAAGCAUUGCCCCAUAUGCGUUUUCUGGCAUGUCCUCGCUCACUCGGAUCUACCUGUACAACUCCCAGAUUACCGAAAUUGCAUUGAAUGCGUUUGCAGGUCUCCCAGCUCUCCAACUUCUGCACCUGUCGAACAAUCCGAUCACAAGUCUCCCCGACUACGGCUUCUCGUCUCUCUCAUCCGUGAGCGAAUUAUACCUGGCCAACACCCAACUGACAACACUUUCAGCCCAUGCGUUUGACGGCAUGUCCUCCUUGACCUAUCUAUACCUUGCUGGUAAUUUGGUUUCAUCGGUUGCUCCCAACACCUUCAGCAGCUUGUAUUCGCUCCGAUUUUUGCACCUGUUCAAUACUAAGCUGACCACGCUGCCAGUCGAUGCAAUUGGCGGCCUUUCUGCGCUUGAAGAGUUGCACUUGUACCGGUCCAACAUUGCGUCUAUCCCACCCAAUGCAUUCAUGGGCCUCAACCUCAUCUCGCUUCGAGUCUUAGGACUUAUCACGAGCCUUCCAUCCAAUGCCUUCAACGGCAUGAGCUCGUUGACCUCGCUAUCUUUGAAUGGCAAUCCUAUUACCAGCUUUACGGAUACAGCGUUUGCGGGACUCUUUUCAUUGACCCUACUCAAUUUGUACUCGACGCAGAUUACAAGCAUUCCCGCAAAUGCGUUUGCCGACUUGUACUCGCUGAAUGUUCUAAACCUGUUCUCAAACCAAAUCACCAACAUUCCGUCCGAAACGUUCACCGCUCUGAGCGCGCUGACCCAAUUGAACAUGGUCGGCACUCGGAUUACAAGCAUUCCCGAUAACGCCUUCAACGGACUUUCUUCCCUGACCAUGCUGUAA